Molecule: messenger RNA, 922 nt
Organism: Tachyglossus aculeatus (Australian echidna)
Lineage: Eukaryota; Metazoa; Chordata; Mammalia; Monotremata; Tachyglossidae
Gene: C25H8orf89
Product: chromosome 25 C8orf89 homolog
Exons: 7
Coding region: 4-825 (273 amino acids)
Source: RefSeq, a predicted model, not a curated record
AGGAUGAGGCGUGGGAGACCCCCUUGGGGCGGUGGGGCCAAGGAAUUCCCGGCCCCAGAGUUCAAGUUCCUAGACUCUUCCGGGCCCCUCCAAAGCCGCUCCCUGCUCUCCCCCUUGCUGAAGGAAGGGAAGAAAAUGGGAACGCUCUCUCCCGAAGAAGGAAAACAUCAGCAGUGGCGUCUCCCCCACAGCCUGCCCGGGGCCUGCUUCCUCCUGGAAGGGAGCUGGGAGAAAGCGGCCUUCCAGACACACAAGAUAAGGAAAGAAUUUACCUCUGCGUUCGGGCUGAAAGGCUGCCAGGAGAGAAUCCAAACUCCAGGCCUUCUUCCUCGAGUCCCGGCUUCUCGGGGACAUAAAGGACACCCAGGGGUGGCCGCUCUCACCCUGACGACCAGCCAGUCCGAGGGAGAGGAGCCCCGCUGCCCCCCAACUUUUCACUCCUCCCUCCGGCCCUCGCCGCCGGCCCCGGAAAAAGAGCUUCGCCGGAGAGGCCUGGAUUUCUGUUCAUCUGGGAGCAGAGGGAAGGCCGGGAAGAGAAGCCGGCUCUUCCAGGGCGAUGUGGGACCGGGAAGGAGAGAGACCAGGAAUGGCUGCUUCCCACCGGCCUCAUCCCGGGGGUCAAGGAGGAGCGGAGAAAGGGGCACCGUCCGAACGACGCAAGAACCGCCGAACUGUCGCGGCGGCUUCAGAAAUCCUUUCAGCGGCGCCCCGCCUGAAUACCUGCAGAGGCUUUCCGAAUUAGCCGUCCUGGAAUACGAUACCAUCCGGCAAGAAACCAAAGGAAACCUCAAAAAUGUCCGGAAGCCGGCUCCUCGGGCCUGCUGAGCGUCGCUAUUGGGAUUUUCCGCGGCCUUGACUCCGGGAAGGCCUGGACACCCUCCUUCGAGCCGGGGUCUGCCACCGCCCCCCCGUAAUAAAUAUG